Molecule: messenger RNA, 786 nt
Organism: Cuscuta campestris
Lineage: Eukaryota; Viridiplantae; Streptophyta; Magnoliopsida; Solanales; Convolvulaceae
Source: the annotation of a GenBank genome assembly
CAGAUUUAGGGACACCUGACCCCUUUCAAGAUCUAAGAUUGCAGAGAUGGAUGGAACACAUGAUGAAAUGGAUUUCUCAUUUGCCCAUACUACUCCCGAUUCAUACGAAUCAGAGCUUGAAUAAAUUUUUGAUGAGAUUCGUAUUGAAAAGCAGAUGGAAAUGUUGAGAGAAAGGUUUGCUGCCUAUUACAAGUCUCCUGGAGAGGAUGAGCCCAAAGAGAAUGAGCCUAAAGGGGAUGAGCCCAAAGAGGAUGAGCUUAAAGAGGAUGAGCCCAAAGGGGAUGAGCCUAAAGAGGAUGAUCGUAAAGAGGAAAAGCAGAAAGAGGAUGAGGAUGAUGAUUACACCCAAAGGGAUGCUACAAAGACUUCUAGGGGAGUAUUCCUCUCUUCUUAUGUGGGUGUAAUAUUUCAAUUAUGUGUCUCCUUAUGUGCAUUAGUCUACUUGGUGACACUAACUGAGAAAUUAAUGAUGACAAUUUACACUAAACUUUACCCUAUGACUAUAUGCAUGUGUGUUGUUUGCGUGUUGUUUGCAAUUUGCUUAUGGUGAGUUUGCUAGUAUUUAUGAUGUUACUAUUUGUGUUAUAGAGCCCUAACAUGUGUUUUUAAAGCCACUCACUUCAGAUUAGUAUAGAAGGUAACAUUCUGUGGCCUCCCAUUAUAUCUAAUGUGUUUGGAGGUUUUAAGACUAUGAACAAACAUACAUUCAUCCCAAAAAAAUGUUUGCUUACAAUACUGUCCAUACACACUUUUGACAAAAGAAACCAGUAAAGUGCAUAUGAUGAG